Molecule: messenger RNA, 1050 nt
Organism: Lucilia cuprina (Australian sheep blowfly)
Lineage: Eukaryota; Metazoa; Arthropoda; Insecta; Diptera; Calliphoridae
Product: peroxiredoxin-2
Exons: 4
Coding region: 221-928 (235 amino acids)
Biological process (GO): hydrogen peroxide catabolic process; response to oxidative stress; cell redox homeostasis
Cellular component (GO): cytosol; mitochondrion
Molecular function (GO): thioredoxin peroxidase activity
Source: RefSeq, a predicted model, not a curated record
ACAAAAACACUUUUAAUUAUUUUUUUCGAAACAAGUGCUUUUUGCAACAGUAAAAGUUGUCUACACUUCUUAUCAUAUUGAAUUUUUUUAUUUCUAUUGUUGUUUUUAUUUUGCAUUGUGUAAAAAAACGCCGGGUCGUACAAUCAACUUUAUUGAUAAAGCAUUUCUAUCAAUAAAAUCGGUUAAAAUAAGUUUUUAAUAUCAUUAAAACACAGAAAAAAUGUCGUUCUUGGCCAGAAAUUUCUUUAGAGCUCUUCCUCAAGUGGGCAAACAUAUUUUGAAACAGAAUAACAACAACACAUACAAACGUCUUUUGCACCAAACUGCCCCUUUGUUGGCUGUUAAAGUACAACAACCUGCCCCUGAUUUUCAAGGUAUUGCUGUAGUAGGCAAUGAUUUCCAAGAGAUGAAAUUGUCUGAUUUUGCUGGUAAAUAUUUGGUAUUGUUCUUCUAUCCCUUGGAUUUCACUUUUGUGUGUCCCACAGAAAUCAUUGCAUUUAGCGAUCGCAUCCAAGAGUUUAAAGAUAUUGAUGCUGAGGUCGUCGGUGUCUCGGUUGAUUCACAUUUCUCCCAUUUGGUGUGGUCAAAUGUUGAACGCAAGAAUGGCGGUUUGGGUGGCUUAAAAUACCCACUACUCUCCGAUAUUACCAAAAAAAUCAGUUCUGAUUACGGUGUUCUUUUGGAAAACGAAGGUAUUUCUUUACGUGGCACCUUCAUUAUUGAUCCCAAUGGUGUUUUGCGUCAAUAUUCUAUUAACGAUUUGCCUGUUGGCCGUUCCGUCGAUGAAGUUUUACGUUUAAUUAAGGCAUUCCAAUUUGUCGAGAAACACGGUGAAGUAUGCCCUGCUAAUUGGAAUCCUGAAUCAAAUCCCGAUACUAUUAAACCCGAUGUUCAAGAAUCCAAAGAAUAUUUCAACAAACAUGGUUAAAGGGUAUUUAUUAUAAAGUUUUGUAAACACGAAUUGAGUUUUACAAAAGAUUUGCAUAAGAAGUUUUAAAAACUUUUUGUUUGUUAUUGAUUCGAAUAAAAUUCAAUUUCUCAAAAAAAAAA